UCGGUUCGGGACCAAAACAUAACCUCCGGCUCACUUGAUUCGAUGGAGCAGGUUUUUAUAAGUUUUUAAAAAUGUUCGCGGUGAAAUUAUUGCGUUAUUCCAAGCCCCAAGAGCCACUGAAACUGCUACUUUCGAAGCAAGCAAAAUCGUCGAACGGAUCAAAAUGUUUCUGCAGCUCACCACAGUCGCCUCGGCCAACAUUGAAACAGGAUCCAAAUAAAAUAUCUGCCAAAGGAUGGUUCCUUCUGGCUAUUCCCGCUGCCACAUUCGGCCUAGGUUGCUGGCAAGUACAGCGGAAAUCUUGGAAAGAGAACCUUAUCCGCGAACUUAAUGAGAAAACUAAGUCCGAGCCGGUGCCGCUGCCUGAGAAUUUAGAAGAACUCAAUUCCAUGGAAUAUCGCCCUGUGAAGGUCCGAGGGAAAUUCUUGCACGACAAGGAGCUGUACAUGGGCCCGAGGUCAUUCAUACAUCCAUACGGCGCUGAGUCGAAGAGCAGUUUGAUGACUCCUCCUCGAGAUGAUAAUGUUGGGUACCAUGUCGUCACCCCGCUUAAACUCAGCGGAAGAGAGGAAAUAAUACUCGUGAAUCGCGGCUGGAUCCCCAAAAAGUACAUGAAUCCACUGACAAGACAGUCUGGUCAGAUAACUGAUGAAGUCGAACUCACUGGUACCGUCAGGCUGAACGAAAACCGACCGCAGUUCUCUCCCGAGCAUAGAGGCAAUGUGUAUCUAUACAGAGAUUUGAGGAAGAUGUGCUCAACAACUGGUGCAGAUCCUAUUUUUAUUGACGCAUCAUAUGAGUCGUCGGUCCCAGGUGGUCCUGUCGGAGGUCAGACGAGGAUAUCCUUACGAAACGAACACCUUUCUUAUAUCAUUACAUGGUUCAGUUUAUCAGGAGCGACAGCGUUUAUGUGGUAUCGACAGAUAUUGAGACGAAAACCGCUUUGAUUGAGAAGUUGAAAAAAUAGCGUAAAUGUGAAUAAAGUUGGUAAGAGCUGGUAGAGAAUAACACGUAUCAUAAUUCGCCAUCAUGGAUUCUGUCU
Hermetia illucens (black soldier fly) is the source of this 1042-nucleotide messenger RNA. RefSeq names its product SURF1-like protein (gene Surf1). The record is from RefSeq and is a predicted model, not a curated record. NCBI's taxonomy places the organism in Eukaryota, Metazoa, Arthropoda, Insecta, Diptera, Stratiomyidae. Gene Ontology annotation, biological process: mitochondrial respiratory chain complex IV assembly. Bases 72 to 947 code for a protein of 291 amino acids. Gene Ontology annotation, cellular component: membrane; mitochondrion. The transcript is spliced from 6 exons.